AUGAACAACAGCGAGGAGAACGGCAAAGACGCCCCGCCGGCGGCGACAGGCGAUGAUUUGAAGCGAGAUUUCAAGAGCCGCCAGGUGGCCAUGUUUGCUAUUGCGUGCUCGAUGGGAACUGGACUGACGAUCUCGUCGGGGACGGCAUUGACCCGUGGGGGGCCGGCCAGUCUGUUGAUCUCUUACCUUGUUAUCGGUCUUGCGGUCUACUUCAUCAUGACUGCUCUGGGGGAGAUGGCAGCUUAUAUUCCGAUGAGCAAAGGGUUCUCGGGAUAUGCCAGUCGAUAUGCACAUCCAGCUUUAGGGAUAGAUUUGCGACUGGAUGGAACUACUUUUUCAGUUACGCCAUUGCAAUACCGACAAAACCUAACAGCAGCCGGCUUGAUCGUGCACUACUGGAGACCGGACCUCAAUGUAGGCAUCUGGAUCACAGUCUUUGGUGCCGUUGUUAUUCUACUUAAUGUCCUCCACGUCAACAGCUUCGGUGAAUCCGAAUUUAUACUCAGCUGCAUUAAACUUGUCAUCAUCACAAUGCUCAUCCUCUGCUGCUUCAUCAUCUCCGCCGGUGGCUCUCCCUCUGGCGAGAAGAUCGGCUUCAAGUACUGGCACAACCCCGGCGCAUUCGCCCAGUAUCUUGUCGGCGGCCGCAAAGGCUACUUACUAGGUUGGUGGGCGUGCAUGAUCCAGGCUUGUUUCGCCUACACAGGAACCGAAGUUGUCGGCGUGACGUUUGGCGAAGCAAGAAAUCCGCGCAAGACCAUCCCAAUGGCCAUCAGACAGACGUUCUGGCGGAUUCUUAGCUUCUACGUUGUCGGUGUGUGGGCUCUCACCAUGGCCGUUGCAUACGACAGUCCCGAGCUAGUAGACGCCACGUCCAGGUCUACGUCUGCUGCUGCUUCACCAUUUGUCGUUGCAAUUUCAUUAGCGGGCAUCAAAGUCCUGCCCGAUAUCGUCAAUGCCGGUCUUCUCGUCUUUGUCUUGAGUUCAUCCGCCUCGGAUAUCUACUGCUCUUCCCGCUCGCUUUAUGGCCUGGCAAGGGACGGUCAAGCGCCGAAAAUCCUGGCCAAGACACUCAAGAACGGUGUUCCGGUUUACAGUGUCGCCGUUGCAUCGCUCUUCUGUCUUAUUGGGUAUAUGAAUGCCGCCAAGUCUGCCUCGACGGUCUUCGACUACUUUGUUAGUCUGGCGACUAUCUUUGCGCUCCUUAACUGGUUCAGUAUCCUUCUUUCCUAUCUGAACUUCAGACGCGGUCUCAAAGCGCAGGGGAUAAGCUUGAAGGGGACGUCUUACAGUGCUAUCUUCCAGCCUUAUGGGGCUUAUUACUCGAUGUUCAUUACUGUCCUUUGCAUUAUCUUCUCAGGCUAUGACGCAUUCAUCCCGCACUUCAAGGCAGACCGGUUCGUGCUUCGGUAUAUCGGGAUCGUGGUGUACGUCGGCAACCUUUUCUUCUGGAAGCUUUACAAAUGUGCCCGGUAUGUGACGCCGAGGGAGAUGGAUUUGACGACGGGGUUUUAUGAUACUGUGCUCGAGGGUGUGGAAGGGAAGAAUGAUGUUGAGGAGAAGGAGGAGAAGGAGCUUGACGUGUCGGCUAAUGAGUUAGGGUUCACGACGAUUGGGGAGGAUGGGAGGGUUGCAAGGUGA
Molecule: messenger RNA, 1641 nt
Organism: Aspergillus mulundensis
Lineage: Eukaryota; Fungi; Ascomycota; Eurotiomycetes; Eurotiales; Aspergillaceae
Product: Amino acid transporter
Exons: 4
Coding region: 1-1641 (546 amino acids)
Biological process (GO): amino acid transmembrane transport
Cellular component (GO): membrane
Molecular function (GO): amino acid transmembrane transporter activity
Source: RefSeq, a predicted model, not a curated record